AUGGCUGACGUUGCUAAGGUUCCUGCUUCCAACCAAGGGACAUCACAGAGUUGUGAGAAAGAGAACCGUGACGCGGGAGACGGGAAGGCUAAAAAGGAAAAGAAAUUAGAAUGGACUUUGAAUGACUUCGAAGUUGGAAGAUCCUUGGGUAGGGGCAAGUUUGGCAAUGUGUAUUUAGCACGGGAAGCGAAGUCGAAAUUCGUUGUAGCUAUGAAAAUUCUUUAUAAGGAGCAGAUAGAAAAACACGGGGUGCAACAACAGUUACGUAGAGAAAUUGAGAUACAAUACCACCUUCGGCAUCCAAACAUUUUACGACUUUAUGGUUAUUUUCACGAUGAAAGUCGUGUAUAUCUAAUCUUGGAAUAUGCAUCUCGUGGGACUCUUUAUGCUGCGCUUAUGAAAGAAAAAACUUUCUCACCAAAAGCAUCUGCCACUUAUAUGUAUCAGUUAGCAUCCGCUUUGGAGUACUGCCACCAGAAGAAAGUUGUGCACCGUGAUCUAAAGCCAGAGAAUGUACUUGUUGCGAAAAAUGGUGAUAUUAAGAUCGCUGAUUUUGGAUGGUCGGUUCAUGCACCGUCAUCAAAACGUCAAACAAUGUGUGGAACCUUAGACUAUGUACCACCGGAGAUGGUGAAACAUCGACAACAUGAUGCUAUGGUUGAUAAUUGGUCAUUAGGUGUAAUGCUCUAUGAGUUUUUUGUUGGCAAGCCUCCUUUUGAAUCUGAUUAUGAAGAGGUAACUUUGAAUAACAUCCGGAUCGGAAGGUUCAAAAUACCACCAACAGUUCCGAGCGGUGCUCAAGACCUAAUUAAGGGAUUGCUGCAGCUGGAGCCUUCCGAUCGUCUUCCUCUCACCGAAGUGAUGAGACACCCUUGGGUUGUUGAAAUGUUAAAUACACCUGCAGUACCGACUGAGACAGACAAGCGUAACUUACUAAAGAGCGCUUCGUUGACAGACGCAAAUAAGUAA
This is a messenger RNA of Enterobius vermicularis (human pinworm), 969 nucleotides long. NCBI's taxonomy places the organism in Eukaryota, Metazoa, Nematoda, Chromadorea, Rhabditida, Oxyuridae. The record is from the annotation of a GenBank genome assembly.